Molecule: messenger RNA, 243 nt
Organism: Pseudogymnoascus verrucosus
Lineage: Eukaryota; Fungi; Ascomycota; Leotiomycetes; Thelebolales; Thelebolaceae
Exons: 3
Coding region: 1-243 (80 amino acids)
Source: RefSeq, a predicted model, not a curated record
AUGUCCAUAGCCGCUAUUCUAGCUCUAGGUAUUCUUGCCGGAGUGAGUGCGAUGAUCCGCAUUCCAUACCUCCAAGAGCUCAAAUUCACGAAUGACUACCUCUAUAUCGCAGCAUACGUCAACAUCUGGUCCACCGUUGAAGCUGGGCUCGGUAUCAUCGCAGCCUCUGCAUACACGCUCCGCCCGCUCUUCCGCUCCUUUUUACGAGGUUACUCCCACUCGAACCGGGCCGGGCACAUGUAG